Mya arenaria is the source of this 3058-nucleotide messenger RNA. RefSeq names its product leucine-rich repeat-containing protein 61-like. The coding region runs from base 101 to 817 and encodes 238 amino acids. The record is from RefSeq and is a predicted model, not a curated record. NCBI's taxonomy places the organism in Eukaryota, Metazoa, Mollusca, Bivalvia, Myida, Myidae. Gene Ontology annotation, cellular component: cytoplasm. The transcript has 8 exons. Gene Ontology annotation, molecular function: protein kinase binding.
CACCGGCAAGACGACUCGUCAAAAAUAAAUGUUUACAUUGGAAACGUAGUAAAGGGAACGUAGAUUCCUUUAUUAUAUUGUAUAUAAACCCAAGUCAAAUAUGAAUGGUGUGGUGACGAAGAACCUAUUAAAGUCUAAAAGUGGGGAAUUUGACCUGGAGAGCAUUCACACAGUCUGUCUUAAAGAACACGACCUGAGUGACCUGGGAUGUAUCGGAGAGUGUUCAAGUCUGGAGAGACUUGAUCUGUCCUACAACUCCUUCACUAAGCUACUCAGACUGGCUGGGCUCGAAAAGCUACAGUACCUGAACUUGGCUGCCAACAGAAUCACCUCCCUUGAGGGACUCCAGGCAUUGGACAAUUUGGAAACUUUAAACAUAUCGGGAAAUUUAAUUGGAGGAGUGGAGGUCUUGCGGUGUCUAACAGGGCUAAGUAAGCUGAGAAGCUUGAGGUUGCGGGACAAUACUCUGGGUCUGUCUAACCCUGUUUGUAUGAACAACACCUAUGUGGCCGAUGUGUGUGCCAUGUUUCCCGACCUCCUUACCUUGGACGGUGAGAGGGUGUCUGGAAGAGGCAGUGAGGUCUUCAAAAUGUUCAAACACAUCGAGGAUGGUCUGGCAGCUCGGUCAGAUGAUGUUGGAAGCAGGAACUACUCAGUGGAAUCGUGGGUACCAGACAAUUUCUGGGAACCAUCCAGGAAGUUUGAGGAAUCCAUUAUGGGAGAUGCGCAGCAGCAACUUGAAGAUUUACUGUCUUCAUGUACGAGACUGUCAAACACAGCGGACAAGAAGCUGAAUCAACUGAAAUCACCUUCCUGACAAAACCAGCUGUCUACACCAGUCACCAAGAAACAUUCUUCAAUGAGACCAGUAAUGGCAUUAUAGUGAUGGUGCUGAAGGUCUUGGAAUGACAAUGUAAAGCAUCAGGAAAGAAAAUGUACUCAUUCUUCAACUUGAUCUAUUUUUUAUGGAGAAAUCAAUUGGAGGUACUGUCAAAGCCUUGGGUGUUUUGUCAUCAUUACGCAAAGUUUUCUACUACUGCAUGUCAUGACUUUAGCAAUCAAGAAAAAUAUUUCAAAACUAAGGCCGAUUGUUUAGAACCUUUCUUAUUAACAUCAUUGCACUGGAACUGAAAUGGACACAUUUUUGAUUGCAGUACGGGUAUUUCUUACAUGGCUCGGAGCACCUGUUUCAACCGUUAUGUUUUAUCCUAAUAUUUCAGCUGUUACAAAACAGUUCACCUUUUAAAGUAACAACAACGCUGUUAUCAACAUUGUUAACUUUAACAAAGUUCUAAACAAUUGGCCAUUGAUAAGAAAGAAUUAUCAGCUGUUAGAAUCCCUGUAUCAUAUUGCUACAGAUACUUUUAGUAACAAUCAUCUUUGGCAGCCGCUGUACUUUCUUUAUUCCAAUUCAUACAAACCAUGGGAAAAUUGACUGACAAAAUCACAUUAAUACGAGUAUGCACAAGAGACAAAUCUUCUUCCAAUGAAAUCGCCAUGUUACACUUAAUAUUCCUUAAUAACCCUGUACUGUCAGUCGUCUCUGCAGGCGAGUGGUCUAAGUGGCUGGUUCAAAAUUUGUAGUGAUCAGACCGAAUGAGUUCAAUUCGAGCAUUCGACAGAAAACUUAAGAGUGUCCGUGCAUAAUGUCAGAUUUCAAGAGAAGUUUCCUUGUGGAACCUAUGAAUAUGCCUCAUUAAUUAAUGAUGAGUUUUUCUUAGCCAAUUCACCAGCAGUACACAGCGAAGCAUAGUGCACAAGUGUAUCGGGAGGUAUCUGAAAAUGAGUUACAAUUGACUAAUAUUUUCCAAUUUUUGUGAUAAUGAACAUUAACACUGAAUAAGCAUAAGACUGACACAUCACUGUAUAUUUUAUAUCAUAAACCGUAGUACACAUAUUUGUUGUAUGUACAUGUAUAUAUGCAAAUUAUUUAUAUCUUGUUAUCUUAGAUAAUCAAACAAAAUGAUGAUAUGUUCAUGAAUUAUAUUGAUUCAAUAAACUAAUAAACUACAACUUUCUGAUUCUUCACUUGGUUUGAAAAACGAACUCUAUAAACGAACACAGCCAAGAAUUAGAUAUGCCGAAAAGAUUUAUUACCUCAUUUUGGUCCUGCACGCCAUUUCCCCCACACUUAUAAACUGCCCUUUUUAACAAGUCUAAUCAUUCAUGGGCCAACAGUUGUUCUAAGAUAGUGUACAAUCAAUUUGGAAUGAUAAGACAAAUUGUCACAAGAACUGAUAAAAUUUCAACAAAAUAGGACUAGAAAUAAGUCGACUGGAUUAAUCUUGAUUAUUGCCAUGCUUUUGGAGGUUUUAUAUUCCAGGUUUGGUAAAGAUUACAAAUGUGGGGUAAUAAAAUGGAUAGCGGAUAGUGAAUGUUUUGGUCAAAGAAUACAACAGCUAUAAUUAUGAGCUAGCAAAACCUGUCCCAAGACAAGUUAUAAACAUUAAUACCAUGUUCAGAUAAGCAAUGCAUAAAAUAAGGAGAAUUUUGUCAACUGUAACACAACAGUUUAUAAAGCAAUCCUUCUGCUUAUUGUUAAAGUAUGAGGCAUUAUGACACAUUCUUACUAUGGUAAGUUUGGUAAAAAUGAGAUAAUACCCCAAGGACGAUGGAAAAUAACGUGGAUGGCACCUGCUUUCCGCAUAAUAUGCCCCAAACUUUUAACAUGAAGUAUUUUAUGCAAUUUUUAAUUGCUGUUAUAAUGACAUUUAUCAUAGACAUUGGCUAGCUCAUGAUAACAGUAACCAACAGCUACCGUGAAUAGUUUUAGGCCUUUUUCAUCAUUCCUGAAAGGCCCAGCUACAUGUAAAUUGAUUCCAUAUUUAACAUCCUCAGACAGUAAAGUUAAAGCUUUCUGGUUGAAAAAACAACUCAUUUACCAAAAUUUUACAAUUAAAUAUGAUUCUCCGGAGGUAAGGAGUCUCAAUAAUGAACUGAGUCAAUUAAUAUAUUUUUUUUUAUUGAAGUCAAUUCAGAAGAGAAACACUUAAUUAUUUUUCUAUUUCUCAAACCUGUAAAAGUUAUAUAAUCUUUAGCAUUGCUCUUUAUAUCCGAU